Molecule: messenger RNA, 3577 nt
Organism: Ricinus communis (castor bean)
Lineage: Eukaryota; Viridiplantae; Streptophyta; Magnoliopsida; Malpighiales; Euphorbiaceae
Product: methyl-CpG-binding domain-containing protein 13
Exons: 8
Coding region: 146-3286 (1046 amino acids)
Molecular function (GO): DNA binding
Source: RefSeq, a predicted model, not a curated record
UGACAUUUCACUCUGAGACAGAACUAACUCUACAUUACAUGCUGUGUAGAGAGAGAAAGUAGAGAGGUAUAGUAAAGAAACAGCUCUCUCUCUCUCUCUUUUUUUUUUCUUUAAAUUAUCACCACUGUUACGCCGGGUUCUUCAAAUGGUGGCUGGAGAUACACCGGAGAUUCUACCUGAAGGAUGGACUUUACAAUUUAAUGCUUUAAAGACAGGUCGGAAAGUUAAGUGCUAUGUGAACUCUGGAACUGGUCAAAAGUUCUUCUCCAGAGAUGAUUUGAUACGCCAUACUAAAGCACGAAACACUCAAGUUGACUGGCCUCAACUGACUAAGAGUCCCAGUGGAAGUCCUUCAAACAAUAACCAGAUGCAUCUUAUAGAGUAUACAAAUGAACGUCCUGAAUGGUUACCUCAUGGCUGGAUUGUGGAGCUGAAAAUUAAAAAUAGUGGUUCUGCAAGGGGAAGAAAAUACAAGUGUUAUGUUGAGCCAUCAACUGGAUACAAAUUCUAUUCCAAGCCAGAAGUGUUUCGACAUCUUGAAACUACAGGGCUGAAAAGUUGCACAUCCAAGCAGAAGGAAGCAGUCGUGAGUAUGCUCCCCACUAACAAGGUUUCUUUGCGAUAUCCUGAUGCUAAGGUUAAGAUUGAGAAGUCUACAGUGGAGGAUUUACCUACAGGGUGGAUAAAGGAGAUCAAAAUUCAAAGGAAGACAAAUGGAAUCAGAAAAGACCCGUAUUACAUAGAUCCGGUAAGUGGAUACGUCUUCCGCUCCAAAAGGGAUGUUCAACGCUAUCUAGAAACUGGAGAAAUUAGUACAUGCAAAAUUCUACCAAGGAGAAGAGACAUUGAUGAUGAAACCUCGCCAUCUUCUGCAGCUAAAAGUCAGAAGCUAGAGCUCCUUGCUACUAGCGGACAGCUUGUUACAGGUCAGGGAUACUCUGAUGGAAACAGCAUAGCAUCUCCAGAAGCUGACUCCUUGAAGGAAAGGGGAGGCAAAACUACAUUUGCUUUAACCACUGUUCCUUUGGCUACCACGACUGAGAUACCUUCACAGAAGAUUCCUAGUGAUAAUUGCACUGAAUCUGAGAAAAAGUCUAAUGCAAACUGGACAGAACCAACAAUUGCUGAAGUUUCCAAGAGAAAUCAAGUCAAAGACGUCAAUGCUGAUGGUGGACCUGGACUUGUAAUUCCUCAAGCUGAUAAGAAGCAAGAGCAGAACCGUGACAGUAGGAUAAAGAGGGACGAAAGCGAGAAAACGCAGAACUGUUUGAGCAAAUCCCGGGGCAAGAAAGGGCUCAACAUGCCUCGCCGGUCUUCAAUGCGACUUGCUGGGAUUGAACCUGAGAUGGUAGCUAACCCAGUGUCCAUUGUGCAAGCAAUCUCUGAAGCUGAUAACAAGCAAGAACAGUACUCUCCUGAGAGUGGGAUAAAGGGGUCCAUUGUGCAACCAAUUUCUGGAGAUGCUAACAAGCAAGAGCAUAACUCUCCUGGUAUAAAGGGGGAAGGAAGCUAUGAAAGAAAAAGUCAGAAUAGUUUCAGUAACUCCGUAAAUAAGGAAGAGCAUAACUUGCCUCAUUGGUCUGCAGAGCAACCUACUAUGAUUGAAACUGAGCCGGUGGCUAACACAAUAUCCAUUGUGCAAGCUCUUCCAAAAAUGAUUAGGUCUUCUAAACGUGAAGCAAUUCUAGCUGUGGGUAUGACUAAAGAUGGAUUGGCAGAUCAAACAAUUGAGCAAAUUAAGAGUGAACCAAGAAAAGAGCUGCUGCUACAUACUUCCACUGCUAAUAGUCCAAUGCUUGGAAGGCCAUCAAACAAGAACCAAAGGUCUGAUACAACCUGCCCUGUACAGCCAAAGGUCAAAGUUUCUGAGAGAAGUCAACACAGCAUGGUUGGUACUGAUGAUGGGCCUGUUUCAACUCCUGAAGUUGAAACCAUGCGAGGACAGAAAUCUCUUGAGAGUGCAUUGGAAUGGAGUGACCUAGGAAGUUCUUGGAAUAGUUUGAGCACAUACAGUUAUAAGAAAGCUUUUAGUUUGCCUCGUCGGUCUUCAAAACGACUUGCAGGUCUUGAACCAGAGCUGGUAGCGAACUCAGAAUUCAGUGGACAAAAUGCAAAAAAAAAAUAUUGUAGAAGUGAAUCCAAUGUUGUCGUAGGUUCGACUCCAGAUGAUUCGGCAAAUAUAGCAUCUCAGCAGAUCAAGGGUGCAACCAGAAUUGAGCUUCCACAUCAUGCUUCGAUUAAUGUCCAUAAUUCAGUACACAGAGGGUCAUUAAACAAGAACCAAGUGUCUCUUCAUGACCAAACUGUUUCCAAGGACCAACCACGGAUGCUGGAAGCCAACAGAAUUAAUGAUGAGAAGUCAGAAUCCAAGCUCGUGCCUCCAUUUGGGGAGUUUUUGUCAGACCCCUGCCUUGAAUUUGCAUUCAAGACUCUUACUGGUGAAAUACCAGUUGAGAUUACGGCCAAUAAUGGGAUGGUUUCGACUCCUACGCCUGAUACUAUAGAUGAGAGGAACUUGCUUAUGGAAAAGAUAGGUAAAAGCGGCGAUGGAAAACCCCUGAUAAAGUCAAGAAACUGCAAAAACGGUAAAAAGCUUCAUUUACUGGAUCAAUCUCUAGAGAUUGAACACAAUUCAAUGGCCAGUACAUUCUCCACUGAUUGUGCUUUUAGAAGUAUAGAUAAAAAGUUGAGUAAAAUCGGAGCUGUUAAGGAUGUGAGUUUGAAAGUUGGAGAAUCACAGCAGCUCAAGGCUGCUCCAGAAGCACAAAGUGCAUAUUAUCAUUCUGCAAAUAACAGGAUAGAGCGUCUCAAUAAGUGCACUAAUAAUGAAGUUGAGAAGAAUAGUGACAAACCUGAGCUGCCGCCUUUUUUUUCUUUUGGGGACUGUUGGUCAGAUCCAUGCUUUGAAUUUGCAUUCAAGACUCUUACAGGUGCAAUACCAGUGGAGGAUAAUUUGCCAGUUCAGAGUUACUUUCAGCAACAGAUUGACACUUCUCAAACCCAAAGAGAGGGUUACUUCCAGCAAGUAGUUGACACUUCUCAGACCCCAAGAGAUGGUAGUUUGGCACUUCCAGAUUUUGGCUUACCCAGUUUUUUUCAAACUGAUAUUUCGGUUCACUUUGAUGCUCCAGACAAGCAACUUGCAACACAAAUGCACGUUCCCCUGAGUAAUCCCUCCUUCAUGCCCUCCGGGAGUGUGAGCUUGCCAAGUUGCAGUAGCAUUGGUUCUCAACAACAGCCACACUUGAAGGAGAAUAAGGGACUGCGUGGAAAAGUGAACUCUUAAAGUAGUCAAGGUACCUCUUAUCCAGUUGGAAGCAUUUCGAGUUUCGGCCAUUAAGUGUAGCUUUUUGCCAACAAUAACCUUUGUGGUUGUUGUAUCUUGGUUUUUGUAAUCUAAUAUCAGUUGUAAUCUUGAAAUCUUUUAGUGAUGUGAAGUAGUUUUCCGGUCCUGAUAGUUUGUUCAAUAGAUGCAGGGGCCAGAAACUUGUGAAAAGCUGUACAACCGUGAUAAACUGUUGUAUUUUCUUCUCUUUUUCUCACCAAUGAAUAUAGUCUUUUUCUUUUUUUCCCAAAA